AUUUUAUUAGAAUGAUAUAAUUGACAAUGAAUUUGAAAACAGUUUUUAUUCAACACAAUAUUAUGUGUCUGUUAUUUUGGCUUUUAUCCAACCAACCUUCAAAAAUAGCAAAACACGGUUUGCCACAACUGUUCUCUUUGAAACUGCAGGUCUACUCCACUGCCCUGACAUGUCAUGCAAGCAGGUGUUCUUUUACACAACUCAAUGGCGUCCAUUGUGAAAAUGAAUAUAGCAUUGAAUGAGCCAGAUCAGGGGAAAACAUGGAUUGACCAAAUCUGUAGCUGUAGACAGUGUUCUUUAGCCUGAAGUUUGGUUCACAGAAUGGGUCUAAGGCGCAUAAAGCUCUGUCUGGUCGUUUGUUCUCUCUGGGCUUUGGGACUUAAGAAUAAAAAGGGUCUUUUGAGUGCAUACAUUGAAUAGACACACAUGCAAACAACAAAGGUACAAAGGUUAGUGUUCUGUGAAAUUGGACAAAAUUCUAUUGAGAACCUCUCAUGCACCUGUAAAUUUGUAAAAAUACACUCUUUUUAAACUAAUGAUUAACUUACUACCAUUCUAUCUAUCUAUCUAUCUAUCUAUCUAUCUAUCUGUCUGUCCGUCUUGAUUAGUUUUUCUCAGUCACUUUGGUGCAUUUCUCAGAUCAGAAAUGAAUUUUUUUACAUCAUCUAGUCACUUGUGCACAUCAUAAAAGACGUUUUGUUUAGUUUUUGUAACAAAUUGCAAUUGCUUUGCUACAUCCCUUCAGCUAAUUAUGUGUGUUUGUCUGCGGUUUCCUGCAUUUUCAGUUGCUGAUAUCACGUCGCUCAAAAUCUAUUAUACAGUUCUCUGUGCGAUAGCUGUACUCCUCAAAACAUCUAGCCAUUAGUUCAGCGUAUGAGUCCUUAAAUGCAAAAUGGUUGAUCUAGUUGUUAUAAAUUGUCAAGCAUAUUUACUACACAUUUCUAUUAGACUUUUUGUUAAUUUGCAAGCAAGUUGUUUUUGUAAGGAUUGACUUUCAAUAAAUAAGAGAAUCUAAAUCGACCAGUUUUCUGAAAUAGCUCAAAGGUGCCUCUCAUCACCGCAAAAAAAAAAAAAGUUUUUCAAGCCUAGAUUUCUUGCUCAGAAAAUCUUAAUUUAAGAAAUUUUGACCAAAAUAACUUAACAUCCAGAAAAUGAUCAGGUCACAGCCGAGAGCAAGAAGAGGAGUAUGGAUGCUUGGUGGAGGGUACGGAGGCGAAACAGCAAGAGAAGAAGAGGCCAAGGACAGAGGCACGUAUCAGAUUAGAUAAGGGCUAUUGUGGAGCAUGCUGUCCAUCAUGGCUUACAAUGGCUGAAGGGUGCAGCUAAACAUUGGGGUAUCCUCAAUUCAAACAUUUUGAAUCAUUUCAGCUCUUUCAAUCAAUAUCCUACAUACAGUAAUGUGUAAAUGUGUACUUUUAAAAGUACGUAUGGCGUACAUAAGAAGCAGUACAGUAACUCAGUGCCAUAGUUAACAUCAGGUAAUACAAACAGUGUUAUAUUGACAACAUGAUUAAGCAUCCUGUCGACACAAUGACUUGUGACCGAUAUGUUCAUUGACAUAAAUAUUUCUGAGAGAUGAACUAAAGAUUCUGAGUACGUUACAGGUAGGAAAUCCAUUGUUGAGUUUUGAGAAAAGCACACGCUUCUUUGCUAAUAUUAAGGAUGUAUCAAGAAAUGCAUCAAAGCGACUGAGAAAACUGUAACUGUCUGUCUAUUGUGUCAGAGAGGGCAACCGAAUAGGAUUAUUUCUGUGUAUAGUUAUAUGUCUUGAUGUGGCCCCACCUUGAACUGUUUGGUUCAGGUGUGUUCCUGUAGGCUACUGUGUCAGUGUGAGGCGUGACACUUCAGUAUGAGUAAUCCCACGCUCCUUCCAUUCAAUACACACACAGCGAGGAGACAAAUGUGACAACUUAUUGCAGUCUUACUGAAAACAAUGUGGAAAAACAUAUGGAAUAAGGUGUUCAUGGUCCUGAUGGUUGGGAAUCUGUUUAUGCCCACUGACACGAAGAACAAUAGAGAAGGAAAGUCUCGGAGACGGAAACUGGAGUCUCAUCCUCGCCGGAAUGCCUCGUCUAUCAGAAUCUCCCCAGAUCCCAUGAUGACAGGUCCGGAAUCGGGAGUGAUGCCCGGUGCGGUUGAAAUUGACUUUGACAAGAGUAUCGAGGACAUGGUGUCUCAGGUCCGAAACAAUCCCAACUUAUCCAUAAGCAAAUGUGUGGUGGAUCGCAAACUUUGGAUGUCAAACAGUCGCAGCCUUUCUCCCUGGUCCUACAGAAUCAACCACGACGAGACCCGCAAGCCCGUGGAUAUCCCGGAGGCCGUGUGUUCGUGCGUGGGCUGCAUCAAUCCUUUCACCAUGCAGGAGGACCGCACCAUGACCAGCGCCCUCAUCUACGCCAAGAUCCCCGUGCGCAGGCUGCUGUGCCACCGGCCAACCCGCAAACCGACGAAGCAGAAGAAAUGCGUUCCCCGUUACCGUUCGGUGGUGGAGAGCAUCGCCGUGGGGUGCACGUGCAUCGUGGGCUAGCCGCGCGGGACCGACGCAUUUUAGCUGCUUUGCUGUAAAUAAACCCGGAUCCUAAUUGUGCAUAUGCACUUCUGUAGGGCGAGCUGUGCAGGCGCGUUUUAUAUGAUCAUUUUUAAGAUUCUGAACAUUUCGUGUUAAGUAUUAAUAUCCUGCAUUGUGCAUCCCAAAUUAAAAUAUGUAUAGUAGCAGGCUAGGUAUAAGUCUAUAAUGGGGUUAACGCUGUGCUUUCAAAAACAGGUCGUUUUUAGUUGCUAUACGUUAUGGAACUAAAGUUUUUCAUGAAAGAAAGAGAACUUAAUGCUGAUGAUAUGUGUUUUGAUAAAAAAUUCGUGGUAGUCAUCUUUUUAAGAUCGCCCUCUAUUGACUAAAAUAUAAGAAACAGUGAAAGAGAGAGGAGACUCAAAGGCUACUUUUAUGAUGCUGUAAUUUUCUUCUUCUUCUUCUUCUUAAUGUUUUUCUUUAAUGUGGGAAUGGUAAGUGUAUUUGUAAUAAAUAUUGUAUUUUCCCAAAACAGACUAUAUAGCCUUAUUUUCAAGUUUUUCAGAUACAUGUAUGCGAAACAUAAAUAGAAAUAAAUCGCAAAGCUGUGUUUUGUUUUCUCUCGGCAUGUUAAGAAAUGCCACAUAGCCUAAAUAUUGUAUCGUAGGCUACCAGCUCCUAAG
Puntigrus tetrazona (Sumatra barb) is the source of this 3189-nucleotide messenger RNA. RefSeq names its product interleukin-17B-like. Gene Ontology annotation, molecular function: cytokine activity. The record is from RefSeq and is a predicted model, not a curated record. Gene Ontology annotation, cellular component: extracellular region. The transcript is spliced from 3 exons. Bases 1934 to 2527 code for a protein of 197 amino acids. Gene Ontology annotation, biological process: inflammatory response. Lineage: Eukaryota; Metazoa; Chordata; Actinopteri; Cypriniformes; Cyprinidae.